Drosophila innubila is the source of this 3114-nucleotide messenger RNA. RefSeq names its product prolyl 4-hydroxylase subunit alpha-1-like. Gene Ontology annotation, cellular component: endoplasmic reticulum. NCBI's taxonomy places the organism in Eukaryota, Metazoa, Arthropoda, Insecta, Diptera, Drosophilidae. The transcript has 14 exons. The coding region runs from base 20 to 3040 and encodes 1006 amino acids. Gene Ontology annotation, biological process: peptidyl-proline hydroxylation to 4-hydroxy-L-proline. Gene Ontology annotation, molecular function: procollagen-proline 4-dioxygenase activity; protein binding; iron ion binding. The record is from RefSeq and is a predicted model, not a curated record.
UAGGAAAACUCAGCUAGUCAUGGUUGGAUAUCUGUUUCUAUUACUGCUGGUGGGAGCUGCGCAGGGUAAUAGCUUCAGUAAAAGUGAUAUUCAGGAUUUGUUUGAAGUGGAGAGAUCCUUGAUUCUUAACCUUCGAAAUUACGCAAAGGAAUUGCAAGGGAAAUUGCGUAUAAUCAAGGGCGCACUUGACGAAUACAGCGAACAUGUCAAAGAUGCCACUAGAAAUCCUGAAUUGUAUUUGUCGAACCCUUUAAAUACCUUUAAGCUCAUACGUCACAUGAGUCUCGAUUGGGCAGCCUGGCAACUGAAGAUGGAGGAGCAGUUGGGGGAAGAACAAAUCCAGAUGCAACAACGUCUUUUAUCACGCACUCCCGAUAAGAGUACCUUGAAGACGGCAGCACAGCGUCUACAGUCUUUAUUCAAGUUCUACAACUUGGAACCCGCCUCCUUUCUCCAGGUCAACCACAGGCACUUGAGACUCGAUCCUGUGGACUGCUAUUACAUGGGUAUGGAGCUGUACGAACAGGAAAAGUACCACGAGGCUGUCAAGUGGUUAACAGUUGCCGCUGAUAAUUUCAACUCAUCACCCCACAAUGAUCUCAUAGGCGUGCCACAUUGGCGGGUCUAUGAAAUGAAGUCCAAGGUGUUCCUUAGUCUAAAUAAAUUUCUCGAGUCCCACAAAGCUCUUUCAACUGCCAUUGAAUUGAAUCCUGGCAAUCAACAACUCUUAGAGCAACAAUGGCAACUGGAGCAAAAAAGCAGAAACAAUGAAAAGGAUCCAAUUCCUGCUCCAGCUGUAAUCCUUAGCGAUCUACAACAACAGUGUGCAGGCGAAUCCAGACAGGAUAAUACACUGAGUUGCGAACUUAUUACAAAUGUGACGCCAUUUCUAGAACUGGCGCCUCUUCGAGUGGAAGAUUUGUAUUAUUAUCCUUAUGUGAUGAUCUACAAGGAUGGCAUAUACGAUCGGGAGAUACAGCACAUUAGGAAUGCCUUUUUACGCUGUCCGUCGAGAAAUAAAUUUGAGGAAGGCGGCGGGAUUUUAGGCUGCUUGAUCCCAGACAGUUAUAGUUCGGUGAUUCGGACUUUAGGUGUUCGCAUGAAGGACAUGGCAGGACUCGAUAAUGAUAUUGACGGUAUAUUUGUCAUGGAGUAUGAUUCUACAAGUCCCUUGCAGCCAUUUAAGCUGCCCUAUCUAGAUUUUAUUGAUUUGCAGGAUGUAACAGCCUCAGCCAUUUUAUUUUUAAAUGAUGUUGCCUUGGGUGGUGCUCUUACCAUACCCAAUCUCGAUGUUGUUGUCUAUCCACAACGAGGUGAUGCUUUGGUCACCUUCAAUGCGGGCAACUUUGAGCACACACUUUGUCCCAAAAUGGUGGGAAGUUCGAUGAUCAUUGUCAAGUUUAUGCGGGAUGAAGAGAGCGAGGAAGAGAAAGAGCAUUCAAAGAUGUUGCAAUUUAGAUUAUUGCGAUCCAUUGUGAGUUUAUUGAUUUUUACUGUUGUGCUGGUGGCGUGUCAAUCGAAUGGAUCGCAUCAAAACCGGGAUUAUAUUACAUCUUUGACUGAUAAGCUGGAAUUGUUGUCGCAAAAUGAGAAACUCCAUUUGAACCUGAUGGACUAUGUUGACCAAAUGCAAGAGAGAAUUGACAUUGUCAAAAGACUGGCAAAAUACUUAAGACAGCCACUGCAGUCGGCCAAGGGUCGGGAAAAGGAAUUUCUAUCCAAUCCUUUGAAUGGUUUCUCACUUUUACGACAUAUGCAAUCGGACUGGACACACGUGUUGAGAUUAUUGGAACAACCAGUUGGUCAAGAACAAAUUGAUUUUGUGCGGCAAAUGCAAAAGAUAAGACCACAAAUUCACGAGGUGCGGGAUUCAAUGGCUGCGAUACAUCGAAUUAAAGAAAUAUAUAAACUUAAAUCUUGGGACAUGGCCAGAGGAUUGCUUGAAGGAGUUCAAUAUAAUGCUAAGCUUUCGUAUCUCGACUGUUAUGAGUUAGGAUAUCUGUAUUAUAAUAGCUCGCAGUUUAAAAGGGCAGAGGAAUGGUUAGUCACAGCAAGACAUUUAAUUACUCCAACUCAGGCUGAUCUUCACUCGAUUUUGGGCGUAACCCGUAGUGAUAUUUCCUUUCUUUUGGCCAGAUCCCUCUCAGCAAUGGGUAACUCUGCUCAUGCCCGAGCUGUCUUAUUGGAAGAGCCACAGUUUAGUGGUGCGGUUGAAGAGUGGCUUGAUUAUUUCAAGGCGAAUAUGCCAGAGAAAGUGGAAAAUGAACAACUUAAGGAAUUUGAGCCGGAGUACCAUCGGCUUUGUAGCUCCAACUACAAGUCGAAACCCUCACGCUUGUUGUGCUCUUUUAAAAGGACUCCAACUCCUUUUCUACGUUUGGCACCUUUUAAAAUGGAACAGUUAUCUCUAGAUCCUUAUGUAGUUGUAUUCCACGAUGUCGUCUACAGUUGGGAGAUCGCUGCUUUGGAGCGUGCAACAAAGUCCUUGAUGGAACGUGCCUCGGUCAGCAAUGCAAAAACUCGUAGAUUCAUAGUUUCAAGUGUUCGCACUGUAAGCGGUGUUUGGUUGCCACAUUAUCGAUUUUCCAGUCUGAUUAACGAGCUGGUGGAACGUAUUCGACAAAGGAUUAAGGACUUGUCAGGACUGAUAAUCGAUAGUUCCAUACAUCGUAAUAUACAGCUGCUUAACUAUGGAUAUGGCGGACAUUAUCUCACCCACAAUGACUUCUUGAACAUAACCACCACCAAUUACUUCUAUGAUGAUCGCAUUGCCACUGUUUUGAUUUAUCUCAAUGAUGUCACGAGUGGUGGGGCAACUAUCUUUCCACAGCUGAAUUUGGCGGUGAAACCCGAACGUGGCAAGGUGCUUCAUUGGCACAACACGGUUCCAGGUAGCUUCGACUAUGAAACGCGCUGUCAGCAUGCGGCAUGCCCCGUAUUAGUUGGCAACAAGCUAGCUAUGACACAGUGGAUACAUGAGGGAGAUCAAAUGUUUCAUAAGCCUUGUUUAAGCCCACCCAAAGAUAGAAAGUACUAUUGAAAGUUGAAAUAUCUUAAAUUUAUAUAUAUUUGUUAUAUCUUAAAGGUGCUAAAAUAGAUUAUUACCUACAAAUG